AUGUCCGCUUUUUCGACUGCCAUCAUCGCGCGUAGUUGCUAUCUGUUAUUGGAUUCAGGCCCAAAACCCUGCGCACCAGCCACUGACCUCCCUACUGAGAUUCUGUUGAGAAUCUUCCACCUGGUAUACACGGAGAACAGAUCCCUACAGCUGGAAUCAUUCCACUCCGAACACGUGUGCGAAGACUGGACACACGAGGAGCCCCUCUCCCCUGCAUUGUUUCCUUUUGCUAUCGCUGCAGUUUGUUCUCGUUGGUGUGAUGUUGCGGCGACUGUUCCCGAGUUUUGGACUCGGAUGACAGUUAUGGUGGACAAAAAUCCUACCGAUAUCUCUGCCAUCCGAGCAUGCCUGCGGUGGUCACGUUCGCUUCCGCUUGAUAUCACAGUCACGCGCAGCAUCAUUGAUCACAACACUCCUGAUGAGGUCGAGUGUCAGCACGCCCAGAAUGUCAGGGCGUUGCUACGGCCUCACUUGGAUCACAUCCGUCGUCUACACAUCUCAGUGUUGCACAGCACCACACUUCCUUUCUUGUUCACCGACCUGGAUGGACCUGCGAAAUUGUUGCAGAGACUUAAGCUGGCGAGCGCUAUCGACGAUGGAGGUUCCACACAAAUACACCCUUCCCGUGGACCCCUCGUUACACCAGUCUUAGAUACACUUGACAUCAGCGGUCGCUGCCUCCAGGAUGGCUCACUGAAAAGACCAGCCCAAACCGCUCUCAUGUCAAAAAUCACAUCUGUUAACAUUUCACGUUACCAUCCUUCCAGUGCAAACCUUCCCAUACUCGAUGAUCUCACUCUCUGUGAUGUUCACUUUGAUACAAACCAAAAAAAAUUAGCAGGGUCUACAUUUUCACUCAGCCGUUUACAAACUCUCGCGUUCGAGAAACUGGAUAACAGCCAUGUUCUCAAGGUUGUUUUUGCAGUCCUCAUCGGAGUUCGUCUCUCGUCCACGAUAAUCACAGACUGUAAAGUCAACACUCUUGGUCGCAUCGGCUUUACCGACUACCUCACGUUCGAGAACAUGGACAUACCCAAAAAUUUCAUCAACAUGCUCCACCAUUGGAAUGGGAGCAGUCUCACCCUUGACAACUGUGAUGGUGUUGAUGAUAGGUUUUUUGACGUCAUGAGUAGGCCUUUCAAGAGCACCUCUGAGGAAGAAUGUUAUAUCGUGCCCAGGAUGAUGAAGUUGCGAUUGCUGAAUUGUGAUCGCUUCACUGCUCCAGCGUUGAAGAGAUUCAUCCAAGCACGGAUACGUGCUGCGAGUGCUCUGCAAUGGGGUUUCCUGAAUCCGCUGGCAACCGAGUCUGAUGAAGAAGAUAUGCUCAUGAUGAACACGAAGGCAAUAGGCUGGCUGGAUGUCAGAGGUCGUGGGCCUGUAAUCACGAAGGCAGAUGCAGUGUGGUUAUCGGAACACGUCGGCAUGUUUAGCUGGGACGCUUUGCAGCCAGAUGGGAAGAGGUAUGUGGUGGAGUAUGAUUUGAAAAAGGUGGUGGUCAAGUAG
Suillus plorans is the source of this 1503-nucleotide messenger RNA. RefSeq lists its product as uncharacterized. The transcript has 2 exons. The record is from RefSeq and is a predicted model, not a curated record. The coding region runs from base 1 to 1503 and encodes 500 amino acids. Lineage: Eukaryota; Fungi; Basidiomycota; Agaricomycetes; Boletales; Suillaceae.